This is a messenger RNA of Styela clava, 4116 nucleotides long. Lineage: Eukaryota; Metazoa; Chordata; Ascidiacea; Stolidobranchia; Styelidae. The record is from RefSeq and is a predicted model, not a curated record.
GAAAGGUCUAUCGUAUGAAAAUCCUAUGUAUAGACAUUGUUUCCAUAAUUUCCAUGUACAUUGUUCCAUGUAAUUUCAAAAUUUGGCUUAUUUGGUUAUUAUAACCAACUUUAUUCUAACAAAACUUCAUACACCGCCAGUGAUUACAGACAGAGGUAAACCAAAUCCGUAUAGGUAAACAAACCUCACGGCGGGAAAUUUCUGCAGAACAUCUAUCGGCCGUAGGUUACUUGAUGUAAUUGUUCUGUUAUUAAUGCAAUGUUAAUGAAUUUAUGGAAUUGAGCAGUGAAUAUAUCAUCGAUCGGAUUCUUACUAUCUGUGAAUCCGGUCAAGAUAUUGUUGCUGAAAUAGAAGGAAAUACAGAGGAAUCAGACGAGUUAUAUUCAUCGGCCAAGACAAGAAUUUUUGCAACACUGUCAAAGUUAGAAGAUGGUUUUUCAGAGUUGAGGAAGAUAUUUGAUGGAACAUGUUCAAAAUCUAUUUGUGAUAACGAAAAAGACAAUCCAAACGAUGCCUGCAUUAUUGUUGACACAAGUUCUGAAUCGUAUGAACUGAGUAAUAAAUCUGCUGAACCUGAAAUUAGUGAUGUUACCAGCACAUCAGAUGAAACACUGGUUUAUAAUAAAAAAUGGAUAUUCAAAAACAAUGGAAAUAAGUCGUCAUUGUCCAAUUCAUCAGAAAGCAAUAAGACAAUUUCUUCCGAAGCAGCUGGAAAGGACAAUAUAUCAAAUUCUGAAGUUUCAUCUGGAAAGCCGAAAAAAAAUUUUGCCAUUGAAGAUGACAUUGAUUUUCUGAUUGAAGAAGAAGAACAAGCUGAAUAUGAAAAGCAAUUCAACAAUUGUGCUAUUUUCCCUAAUGAUGAUUCCAUAAUAGAACCGAAAAGCAAUACCAAUGUUUCAAAGAUUACAAGUCAUGAAGAUGAGGAUUUGUUUGAAGAUGACGACUUGGAUCUAGCUGAAAUUGAGAAAAUAGAGAGUUUAGUGUCAUCUGGUGAAGCAGCCAAUAAUAUUGAAAACAAGAAGUAUGAUAUUCCUCUGAGUGAAAAGGGUUAUGAUUAUCAAAAUAAGAACUUCCAUGAUCAAGGCUCAAAAAUAGAUGCAAUGGGAAAUAUAAAUGCAGCAUUGAAUGAGGGCAGAGAUCAAUGUGUUGUUAUGGCAACAGGCUAUGGCAAAAGUUUGUGUUAUCAAUUCCACCGGUUAUACUUAAGUAGUACAGCAGUAUGUAUAUCACCUCUGAUAUCGCUGAUGGAAGAUCAAGUUUUAAAAUUGGAAACUAAUAAUAUUCCCGCUUGUUUUCUUGGUUCUGCACAGGAGAAUACUGCAGAAGUUUAUAGUGCAAUGAUGAGAGGAAAAUACAGAGUUGUUUACAUAACUCCUGAGUAUGCUGCUGUUGCAUCAUCUAAUUUGAGGGAAUUGAGCGAGAGAGUCGGAAUUUCACUCAUUGCAAUUGAUGAAGCUCACUGUGUAUCACAAUGGGGUCAUGAUUUCAGAGAUUCUUACAGAAAACUCGGGCAAUUGAAGCAAUUACUUCCAAAUGUUCCUAUAUUGGCUGUUACUGCAACUGCUACUCCGGAGGUUCGGAAAGAUAUUUGUGCAUCUUUGAAACUUAAGAAUCCAGUAAUCACUUUGACAAGUUUUGAUCGAGUCAAUCUCUAUCUUGAUGUUUACAACAAAACGAGUGACCCAGCUUCUGAUCUACGUUCUCUUAUGAUACAAAAAUCAGUUAGAGGUGCCAUCAGAUAUGAAUUUGAUGGCCCAACAAUCAUAUAUUGCCCUACUAAGAAAGAAACUGCCCGAAUUGGCUCUGUGGUUAAAUCACUUGGGGUGAGGUCAGCAAUCUACCAUGCAGGUAUGUCAAUGGACAGAAGAAAACAAGCUCAUCAUAGGUUCAUGAGGGAUGAGUUACAGUGUAUUAUUGCUACUGUAGCAUUCGGUAUGGGAAUAGAUAAACCAGAUGUAAGGAGAAUUAUACAUUAUGGAGCUCCUAAGGAUAUCGAAAGUUAUUAUCAGGAGAUAGGUCGAGCAGGAAGAGAUGGAUUACCAUCAAGUUGUCAUACAUUUUUUACAUCUGGUGAUUUUAACACAAACAGAUUUUUUCUGCGGGAUAUAUCAAAUCCCAAAUUUCGGGAUCACAAGGCAGCAAUGAUUUUAAAAAUGGAGAAUUAUCUGGCAACAGUUGGAUGUCGACGAAAAUCAGUUUUAUCUCAUUUUGAUAAAAGAGCUCAAAGUAGUAUUGCUGGAACAGAAAAAUGCUGUGACAAUUGCAAAAGAAGAAUAGAGAAUCAGAAAAAAAGUGGUGGAACUGUUUGUUAUGACAUCACAGAGGGCUGUGAGGAAAAAAAUUUUGGGGAUGAAGCAAAACAAAUGUUCGAGGCAAUCAAAAUUACUGGGGAGAGAUUUGGACUUGGAAUGCCAACUUCAUUUUUGUCUGGAUCAAAAAGCAAGAAAAUGUUCGAUAGGUUUUUGCGACAUGCUCAAUUUGGAAUGGGUUCUAAUCAUACACAGAAAUGGUGGAAAGCAUUGGGGAAGGCUUUAUUAAAUGCUGGGUAUUUGAAAGAAAAACAAAUGAAGAAGGGAUCUUUUGGUUCACUCGUUGAAAUCAGUUUAAAGGGAUCACAAUGGAUUAAGAAAAGAACUUUUUCACCGGAUUUAAAAUUAAUGUUGGCACCCACUGUUGAUUUGAUGGAAAAACAACCAAGAACAUCACACGCUACUCCUGUUACUAAUCAACAAGUUGAUCAAUCUGCUGAGAUUUUACCUUCAACACCAUACACAGAAAUUACGAGAGAACAACUGGACAAACUCACUCUAGGUCCCUAUAUCAUGGAUGCCAGUGUGAAAAAAAUAACAUCAACUCAAAACAAAAAGACUGGAGAGAAUGAUGAACAUAGUGGACCAUUAUAUAGUUUGUUACUUUCGUUGAGAAAUAAUAUUGCACAUGAUAUGGACAUUCCACCUCAUCUUGUAGCCAACAACAAAGAUCUUCUUGAACUUGCAAAAGUACGACCAAAAGAUAAAGAUAUGUUGUUAUUAGUUGAUGGAAUGUCUGUAGUUAAAGUUAAAAGAUUGGGAGAGCAAGUUGUAGCAGUUAUUCAAUCAUUUUGUGAAGAACAUCAAGCUUCAUUUAAUAAUUUUCCUGAAGAAGACAGCGAUCUGGCUUCAUCACAAAUAUCUAUUGAUAAAAGAGUCAAGAAUGAAACAGGAGUUCCCACAAAAUCAAUGUCUGAUACUGUCAAAAUCACUUAUAAUUUGUUUCAUGACAGAGGAAUGGCAUUGGAGGAAAUAUCUAAAGAGAGGGGAUUGCAAUUAUCAACGUUAGGAAGUCAUCUUGCUGAUGCUUUACUUGCUGGUCACCCCGUUAAUUUUCAACGUCUUGGAAUCAGUAAAGAACUGAUAAAUAAUGUUGAAGAAGGAAUACGAAAACCACCACUCAAUUCUGAUAUUAGUCGAGUCUAUCCAAUCAAGGAUCAAGUCACAAUGCCAAUUGAAUGGAUGCAAAUCAAAAUAGUUCGAGCAUUUUUGAUGAUCAAGUAUGGAAUGACAUCUUAUGGAAUAUCAGGAAGCAUUUCAAAGAAUAAUUCUUCUAAAGGACCUUCACAAACUAUCGCUAAUCUGAAGCAAUUUCAAGCAACAAAAGUAUGCAGACCACACACACAACUUACUUUGAAAACAGACGGUGGAGGGUCAAAGCUCGGUUUAAUAUCAUUAUCAGGGGGCGAAGAAUUAGCCAGAAGAAAGGCUGUAACAACAUCAAGACAUUUUUUGACUCCUAAUUCAACUAAUCUUUCACCUUCAUCUCCUGGUGGAUUUGCUGACUACGACGACGAUGAUAAAUCAACUUCAUAUUCUAAGAAGGGAUCAACAAAAAGAAAAGUUCCAUCCUGGGGUCGAGGACGUGGCUCAAAAUUCAACUUUAAACGAAGAAAAACAAAUAAAAUGUUCUGAUUAAAGCACAAAAUUGUAUAUUGCUCAACUUGUGGAUGCAAAUGAUCGAUGAGGAUGUGAAUGUAGUUCGCAAUAUUUCAUUUAUGUGUUUUUGAGUGAGGGAGUGGUUGGGGCUGUAGAGUCUGGGUAAAUAUAACUCAUACCCCGAGUUCUUUUAAAAUCAACUCCCAAC